CACUUAGAUCUAAGUCACGCCUACCUUAUAAAAUGGCGUCAGAGGGAGAGGAGGGAAAAGGAGACUUGCCUCACAACAAGAUGGAGCUGCUAGAUAAAGGAAGCAUUGAAAUGUAUGAACCAAGCAGAGAAAGGACAGGAAAAUCUGAAAGGAGGUCUCAAUUGGAAAGACUGACUCCAGAUCUUCCUUUUCGUCAAGAAGGCUCAACUGGUGAUGACCGUGAUGACGAUAAUAGUCUGGAAGGAAGCAUGGCUGAUAUAAUAUUCACAUCGCCUGACGAUUUUUAUAAAAGAUUACAUGAUCUUGCUGAUACGGUUAACAGGGAGAUUGCAGAAAAACAAAACAACAGUGUUAAAGUCCCUAUCUCUACUUCUCUUCCAUCACCUAUUUCUAAUGAAUAUCUUGCUAAUGAAAGGGAAGCUGCUGAGAGAGAAGAAGACGAAAUGGCUGCAAAAAUAAAGAGAGCAAUAACUAAAAUGAAGCGAUUAGACAGCAGACUUGCCGAACUGGCUAAAAGGGAGAGAGAUGUAAAGAGACAGAGGCUUUCACUUGAAGGCAGUGAUGGAGGAACAAAUAAUAUUAAUAGUAAUGUCAUACCACCAUUGUUUGAAACACAGCCACAAGAAAAAGAUGAUUUAAGAGUGGAGUGCAUUGAGGUCGAGACUGAUACCCAUACCAUGGAACAGGAACCAGAGUCUGAGACUCAAACAACACCAGAUGGAAAGCAUCAGAAGCAACCAUUGCCAAGAUUCAUAUCCAGAAAUAAAGAGUUGGCUGGUCAGGCAUCUGAGGUUUUAGCUAUGACUGAAGAAGAGAAGAAACACUUGGAGAAACUACUGGAGGAGGAAGAAGAAGGAAGGGAGAGAGAAGGACUAGAGGAGGAGGAGGAGGAGGGAGAAGAGAAAGAGGAAGAAUUAGGAUAUACUUACUCAAUGAAAGACCUCAAAGCUCUUGAUGAAAUAGACAAUAAGUUAGGCAGUUUAGUACCAGCAAUGUCUUCAAAAGUAGAAGAGAAUGAUGAAUCUUUAUUGAAGAAGAUGUCUUAUGGGGAUAAGAUUUUGCUUGAGUUGCAUGAGACCAGGUCAGAGUUGAGCAGAUUAGCUGAGAUUGAGAAACAGUUAGAAAGUAUGAAAAACAAGGUGCAAGACAAAGAAACAGAAGAGGAAAUUAUUUCAUUAUCAGAUGAGCAAAUACAAUAUCUAGUCAAGCAAAGUUUAAUGGAACAAAAUACUUCCCUCUCUCUCACAGAAAAUGAUUAAUACAAUCAAACAAUAGGCAUUUAUCACUUAAUAAUAAAAAAUAAUUUUAUUUUUUUUGCAUAAAAAA
This is a messenger RNA of Amphimedon queenslandica, 1326 nucleotides long. Its product is annotated as fibrous sheath-interacting protein 1-like. Lineage: Eukaryota; Metazoa; Porifera; Demospongiae; Haplosclerida; Niphatidae. The record is from RefSeq and is a predicted model, not a curated record. The coding region runs from base 33 to 1259 and encodes 408 amino acids. The transcript is spliced from 10 exons.